AGUCCAUUCGUGCCCUGUGUGGCUGUAACAGCAGAUCGUGCGCCGUGGAGUCCUCCGCGGACUGGAUUUUCGAUAUUGAGGAUACAGUUUUGAACCUGGACAGCAUGGAAGACGUUCCUAAUUCACAAGAUAUCGUCGACCUCAUGCUGAAUUUCAACGAGGACGUUCAACAAGUAAUUUCCGAGCAAGAAAUCGAAGCAGAUUCCACUGUACCCGCGCCGUCAUACUUCCCGACAGAGCUCGUCCAGCGGACGAGUGAAGAUCUCAUAGAACGGGACCUCCACACGUUCGCUGAGGACUUCCUGCUCGGACCCGCCGUGCAGCAACAGUAUCAGGACAUAAAGCCUGUCGUCAACCCACAUGAGCUCUUCCUGUCUCAGAUCAACUCGACCGUUGUGAAUCAGUCCCUCAGAAAUGCUCCCGGUGAUCUCGGGUUCAAAGUCACCUUCGAUCAGCAUGACAAAGUCACGAAGAAUAUGACAUGGACAUAUUCGAACGAAGUGGGGCGACUAUACGUUAUGUUGAAUUCACAAUGCCCUUUCAAAAUCUCGACAACCUCACCACCCCCAGACAACUCCUAUAUAGUCUGCAUUCCGGCUUACAAAGACGCGGUUUCGCGAAGGGAGAACGUCGUCCGCUGCCCCCACCAUUGUCGAAACCAAGACAUGAAUGGUCUCUCGGGGAAGUUUUGGAUGAACAGUACGCAUAGCCAAUCAAUUUAUUACGAGGAUAUCCAGAACAAUCGGAGACAUUGUUUGAUAGUACCUUAUGAAAAGCCUCACGCCGGUUGCUCGACCUACACGUACAUUCUGGAGUUCAUGUGUCGAAACACUUGCGUCGGAGGAGUGAAUCGACGGGCGACCGAAGUCGUCUUCCUGCUGCAACACGAAGGCCGGGAACUCGGUCGGUGUGUAGUCGAAGUCAAAGUUUGUGCUUGCCCCGGAAGGGACCGGCGACACGAUGAAACCACCUUGGUGAAGCGUCUCUCGAUGGAAACGGCCAAGGGAAAAGCUAAACAUUCUGGAUCGGCAGGACAUACUAAGGCGGUGAAGUUGAGCCAGGAGACCAACCUGAAUCUCAGCAAUGCAGAGGAACACGACACAGCCUCAGAAGAGCAGUGGUAUACGAUACGAGUGAAGGGAAAAUCCAAUUUCGAGAUCUUGAAGCGCGUGGCGGAAGGGCUCGAGUUGAGAUCCGCUCAGAAGCUGAAGAAGAGAAAACUGACGGACAGCCGGAAUCAAAAUCAGCCGACAGACGUGAAGCGUGAGGUGGACAUAGUGUAUUCGGAUGGUUGAGCUUGUUCAGCAUAGGAAUAACGCUGGUUGGCUUAGUUAUCGAAGUACAAAUUUGAAGCACAAGUUUCAACGCUCGACCUUUCUAGUUUGUACGCCGGAACGUGCCUUGGAUAGCGAACCCCUGUUGAUGUUGAAUCCAUCUACCUAGAUCUCACGGAUCUCUUCACCUGGCAUGGUUUUGGAAACGCUCAUGAGUGGUAUUGAAUCAAAUUCAGCGGCUUGGCUGUCGCGCCGGGCGGAUUCGGUCACAAACUCGUAGGAUGCCUUAUUGUUUUCUCGAAAAUAUCGAAACUCUUCCGACAGGAACGUUUGAUCCCCGCAUUAUAUUUUUCUGACGGGAUCCGGAAAUUGUGAACCUCAAUCUUGGGACCGAGGAAGAAGUGCCUAAGUUGUAUGGCUCUUUGCCUGGCAUUCCUGGAGAGCUCGGAGCUCUGUCUUCGUGGAAGAUGGUGGCGUGUCCAUCAAACGAAGCAAAUGUUAAGCGGUGAUAGGUACUGGAAUCUCGGAGGCUUUCAUGAUCACUCGCCCCAAUGAGGAGGUUCCCUCAGCCGCGGAUAUUAUAGAGUGUAAUCAACUUCGAAGUUGCGAAAUUGUGUCUCGGUGUCGAUCGAGCUCGACUCCUCCUCACCAGACCCUUUUACUCGGGGAAUUCAUAGCCAGAGGCUGACUUUUUGGUGUCUUCCCUCAGUACACAGGAUGCUGUUCCUAUAUUGAUCGAAAUCGUGACGCGAACUCACGCACAGGACUAUAUAUUUUCUCCUCCUGGUGAGCGCUCUACAGUUUCUCCCGAUCGGAUGGUGCCGCAUUCGCAACUGACUACUAGGGGUAUACCUACGGGGAUGCAAAUUUGAUGGGGAUGAUUUGGAAGGCGUAAUCGUGGUAGAUCUUCUAUACUUGAAGUUCGAGAGGAAAACUUAAUCAUCGAUCAGAUUCGAGCUUUUUGAAUCAAAAUGAAUUUUCGAAUGUACCAAAUUGAGAUCCGGUCUCAGAGGUAACAGUAAUAAAUUCUUGAUUGUACUAGAUUAAAAUUUGGAUCGGAAAAGAA
This is a messenger RNA of Galendromus occidentalis (western predatory mite), 2340 nucleotides long. RefSeq names its product transcription factor p53 (gene p53). The record is from RefSeq and is a predicted model, not a curated record. Bases 105 to 1295 code for a protein of 396 amino acids. NCBI's taxonomy places the organism in Eukaryota, Metazoa, Arthropoda, Arachnida, Mesostigmata, Phytoseiidae. The transcript is spliced from 3 exons. Gene Ontology annotation, molecular function: DNA-binding transcription factor activity, RNA polymerase II-specific; RNA polymerase II cis-regulatory region sequence-specific DNA binding. Gene Ontology annotation, biological process: apoptotic process; protein tetramerization; regulation of transcription by RNA polymerase II. Gene Ontology annotation, cellular component: nucleus.